AUGACCAACGCGACAUCAGCACAGUGUGAUCAGAAGAACGCCGAUUGCCGUAACGACUGUGGAAUCACCCUGGACCUGUGUGAAACAAGCACUACUGCUGAUUACACUUCUUGCAACCACCUUUACAUGCUAUGUCUCGAUAAGAGUGCGUUCAAGGUCACCAGCAUUCCCGCCAGCCUGAAGCCUACCGUCAGCAUCCCCUCCGUCAACGCCACUACCAAGGCCACUGCUGCUCUGACUACUGGUCCCGCAUCUGGUGCUUUCUCUACUGGAGCUGCCUUCGUUUCCGGCCCUUACAACAACGGCAGCGCUUCCACUGCUGAUGCUCAAUCUGGCGCCGUCUCUGUCGCAACAUCGACUGAAAGCACGGUUUACAUCACUGACGUCGUCAAGACUACCGUUACUACGUGCCCUGUUGGUCAAACGUAA
This is a messenger RNA of Aureobasidium vineae, 429 nucleotides long. The record is from the annotation of a GenBank genome assembly. Lineage: Eukaryota; Fungi; Ascomycota; Dothideomycetes; Dothideales; Saccotheciaceae.